AUGUCGCGCAUCGUGCGCACGCAGGAGUUCGAAGCCUACAACAACACCUUCAAGGAACUGCUGGCUCGUGGAAACCUGAGCUCCCUCUUCGCGGAAGACGUCCGUCGCCUUCCCGCUAAGUUAUGGCGAAAGUACGGGGCAUAUUCCCUGCUAACGUUGCGGGAGAGCGCGAAGAACUUGGUGACGCCGCAGCUGUCGAAGCGAGUGAGGGACGAGAUGGACGUCCUCAGGAGGAUCAACGUCACGCAGACCGAGGCCGUGUAUCGGCUCAAAAGCUUGCUUAGAGACACUGCCGGAACGACUUCGCGAGUGGAAACGGGAACUCUGCUUGAGCAACUUGGGGACUCCUGGGACUGGCGGGAAGAGAACAUCACCAGUUUGAAGCCCAUCCUUUUCGUCAUACCCAUUACGAUGCUCACCAACGUGCGCGACGACAGGGCCGUUGCAAGGAUAUUCGAAGAAGUGAAUCUGUGCAUGAACAACCUGAACACCAAAUCGGAAUCGUGUCCGAGUCAGCAGGAGUCAAGAGGCGAAGUGAUGACCCCGCGCGCCCAGUACAUGUUGUCACUACGGGAGUGGCUCAUCGAGAAGACCUACGGCGACCCCAGCAACUGGGACCGAGACACAUUCGCCAGGAUGACCGACCUCAGCAUCCUGCCCGCCUCCAUCUUCAGGCGCCUCCGUCCCGACGUUCUUUUGUCCCGCAAGGCCGAGAUCUUAGCUACUCUGAGGGGCAGGGCGCAGAUGGUGAAGGCCCUGGGUCGCUACCUCGUCGAGAAGAUCUUCGAGGCCGAGAACGUGCGGCGUGACGACUACAACCCGCAGCUGCUCGUCUCUCAGCAGGAGAUCACCAGGAUCAAAGAGGUGAUCAGCCAGUUGCGAAGCGCAGGCCUCAUGCAGUUCGUGUACGCCACCGACCUGCCCAAUGAGGUGCUAGACGCUGACGGAAAAAGCAUUCGUGGAGAGGUAGACUCCUUCAUGACCAGCGCUCUCCAAGAAGGCUCUAUCGAUGCGAAGGUGCUGGAAAGAGGAAUGCAGGAUUUGAUCCCCUUCACCCUGCCAUUCACCAGAGACCAAAUCCUUCUCCUAGGGAUGAACCGCCUGGCCCUGGCGUCGGGCCUGAUGCUCAACCUCACUCUUAGUCGCUACAGCGUCUCCGCCGGAGACCUCAGGAGGCUUCUGGCGGUCAUCCAGAACACGGCAGGCGCCACCGCCGGAGCAAAGAUGAUGCUAAUCAAGGACAGAGUGUUCGAAGUGGCAUCCGGAGGUGGGAGGACGCUAGAUUUGAGCACCGUCCCUGAUGAGCUCAUGGGCGUGAUGCCAAUGCAGUAUAUUGAUGGCAUGUCCUUAACCAGCAAACUCUACGCGCUGGGUGGAAAUACCUCUUACAACACAGCUCUGUUGUCCAGCCUUGUUUCUGGUGUAAGUAUGAAUGACGUAAGACAUUGUUAA
Hyalella azteca is the source of this 1452-nucleotide messenger RNA. RefSeq lists its product as uncharacterized. Bases 1 to 1452 code for a protein of 483 amino acids. The record is from RefSeq and is a predicted model, not a curated record. The transcript is spliced from 9 exons. NCBI's taxonomy places the organism in Eukaryota, Metazoa, Arthropoda, Malacostraca, Amphipoda, Hyalellidae.